This is a messenger RNA of Aegilops tauschii subsp. strangulata, 2391 nucleotides long. NCBI's taxonomy places the organism in Eukaryota, Viridiplantae, Streptophyta, Magnoliopsida, Poales, Poaceae. The record is from RefSeq and is a predicted model, not a curated record.
AUGGAAGCUAUAACGAGCAGAUUCAGACGGUUACUUCUCUUGGUGUUAGUGGCUUGCGGUGCACAUGUGGUCGUCUGCGGCUCCUCCUUGAAUGGAAACGAGACGGAUUGGUUAUCACUGCUUGAUUUCAAGAAUGCCAUCAGCCUCGAUCUGCACCAAGCCUUCAUGUCCUGGAACGACAGCAACCACUUUUGCAGUUGGGAAGGUGUCCUGUGCAGGGUGAAGAAUCCACGUCGUGUCACUUCUCUAAACCUUGCAAGUCGGGGUUUGGUAGGACACAUCUCUCCUUCAAUCGGGAACCUAACAUUUUUGCAUUCUCUAACACUCACGGAGAAUACACUCACAGGAGAGAUCCCACCCACCCUUGGUCGCUUGCGUCGCCUCCAAACCCUGCGCUUGACUAAUAACACGCUGCAAGGAAGGUUGCCGAGUUUCGCAAACUGCUCAAGGCUCAGGGUGCUGCAUGUUUCGGUUAAUAAUUUAGUUGGCCAACUUCCUGUUCAUUUGCCUCCUCACCUUCAAGUACUGCAAAUUUCACGUAAUAACCUCACUGGCACCAUCCCAGCUUCUCUUGCUAAUAUCUGUGCGGAUAAUCACAUCAAGGGCAAUCUUCCAAGUGAGUUUGCAGAUUUGUCCAGCUUGCAGUACCUGUAUGUAGGUCUCAAUCAGUUGGUAGGCAGGUUCCCACAAGCCAUCCUGAAUCUUUCUUUGCUCAUCGGCCUUGACCUUGCUGUCAAUGGCCUAAGUGGAGAGGUACCACCAAAUCUCUGUACCUCUCUGCCCAAUCUCCAGAAACUUGUAUUGGGUGGCAACUUCUUUCUAGGGUCCAUUCCUAGUUCAUUCACUAAUACUUCCAUUCUAAACUUCAUCGAUUUGUCGCUUAACAACUUCACAGGAUUGGUGCCCACCACGAUUGGCAAACUUACCAAACUCUCGUUCUCAAAUCUUGAACACAAUCAGCUGGAAGCACAUAGCAAGCAAGACUGGGAGUUUUUGCGGAAGCAUUCCCACUUCAUUAGGCAACAUAAGCAGCCUAAAAUUCUGAAUAUUUCUGCCAAUAACUUAACGGGGUCAAUACCAGCAUCUCUUGGCAACCUACAACUUCUUAAGGAACUAGACUUGUCAUUCAACCAUCUUCAUGGUGAGGUUCCAACUAAAGGGAUUUUCAAGAAUGCAACUAUCGUGUGGAUUGAUGGAAAUCAAGGGCUUUGUGGUGGGGCAUUGGAGUUACACAUGCUAGCAUGUUCUACCAUUCUUUCAAAUUCAACUAGAAAAAAGGGAUCUUUGGUUGUCAAAGUAGUUAUCCCAAUAGCCAUAAUGGUGUCACUUGCUAUGGUCAUAUUUGGCUCUUGGCUUUGGAGAGGAAAAUACAAGAGCAAAUCUAUAUCUGAACCAUCAUUUGCUACAAAAUUUGCCAAAGUUUCUUUCAAUGAUCUAGCCAGAGCAACACAGGGAUUCUCAACGUCCAACUUAAUUGGCAGAGGGAGAUAUAGUUCUGUAUAUCAAGGAAAACUAGCUGAAGAUGAAGAUGAUGUUGCUGUGAAAGUUUUCAACUUAGAGACAAGAGGAGCACAAAAGAGCUUCAUCGCAGAAUGUAAUGCGUUGAGAAAUGUGCGGCACCGUAAUUUGGUUCCUAUCCUAACUGUGUGCUCAAGAAUUGAUUCUAAUGGUAAUGAUUUCAAGGCCCUAGUGUAUGAGUUCAUGCCACGAGGAGAUUUACAUAAACUACUAUAUUCAACCCAAGACUCUGAAGGCGCUUCAAAUAACCUUAUUACAAUGGCUCAAAGGAUAAGCAUUGUCGUGGAUGUAGCGGAUGCAAUGGAGUACCUACACCAUAACAACCAAGGAACAAUGGUUCAUUGCGAUCUGAAGCCUAGUAACAUUCUUUUGGAUGAUAAUAUGACAGCUCAUGUUGGAGAUUUUGGCCUGGCAAGAUUCAAAAUUGCUUCCACAACAUUACCUAUCGGUACAUCAAACUCUUUGUCGGUUGCACUCAUGGGGACGAUCGGAUACGCUGCUCCAGAAUAUGCGGGAGGUGGUCAUGUUUCAACUAUCGCAGAUGUCUAUAGCUUUGGUGUCGUUCUUCUAGAGACAUUCAUUCGAAGAAGGCCGACUGAUGGCACCUUUAAGGAUGGACUGAGCAUAGUAAAGUUUGUAGAGAUCAAUUUCCCCAAUAGGGUAUUGGAUAUUGUCGAUCCCCAGCUACUACAAGAGUUGGAGCUUUGCCAGGAAACUCCAAUUGCCAUGAAGGAAAAAGGUCUACAUUCUUUGUCGUCCAUGCUAAACAUUGGCCUUUGCUGCACCGAGUCAUCUCCGGGUGAACGUAUCAACAUGCAGGAGGUGGCUGCCAAGGUACAUAGAAUCAGGGAUGCAUAUCUCAGAGAAGACUGA